Drosophila teissieri is the source of this 3108-nucleotide messenger RNA. It is a transcript of the gene rt, whose product is annotated as protein O-mannosyltransferase 1. Gene Ontology annotation, molecular function: dolichyl-phosphate-mannose-protein mannosyltransferase activity. Gene Ontology annotation, cellular component: endoplasmic reticulum; membrane. Lineage: Eukaryota; Metazoa; Arthropoda; Insecta; Diptera; Drosophilidae. The coding region runs from base 269 to 2944 and encodes 891 amino acids. The transcript is spliced from 4 exons. The record is from RefSeq and is a predicted model, not a curated record. Gene Ontology annotation, biological process: protein O-linked glycosylation via mannose.
AAGAAGGCUGCAAGCGAAGAGACAGCGAGACAAGUGGAGUGUAGAAAGUGCCAAACCAGUUUUUUUGUUAGCAGGAAAACGUGGCAAAAUAAAAAAUUAACAUAACAAAAAGUGAAACAAGCGAUCGCUUGGUUGGAUUAUAUCAUGUUUAACGAUUGCUAAUUGAUCAGUGAAAGUGGGUAGGCAAAACAAUGCGAGGAAGAAAUGCCCGCUAAUUUACGAAGAGCAAAUCGCACACUGAAAAAAUAACAAAAACUAGGAAACCGCUAUGUCUGCCACCUACACCAAUACAAUUACACAGCGCCGCAAGACGGCUAAAGUGAAGCAGCAACCACAACAACAACAACAACAACAAUGGACGGACAGCGAUAUGAGCUGCGAGUCAAACGAAAGACUUCACUUUCGCAGCCGUUCAACAAACUCGAAGCAACAACAACACACGACACACAGCAACUCACCUUCACCACUGUGCUGUAACGGUGCUCGUGCUCUAACAAUGCUCAAUUGCUGCGUCGACGUCAACUGUCAUUUGAAUGCGCCGCUGCGCGGCAGCGUUAACCGGCACACGACGCCAACGCCGACACCGACUGCGACUCCAACGCCGGUACCGACGCCAAAACAAGCCUCCCCCUCGCCAACCACCGAUCGUUCGCGCUCCCUCUCACGUUCGCUGUCGUCCUCUCGGUCUCGCUCGCUCUCCUGCCAAAAACACAUCAACAAGAAGAGCGCAGGCGCAGCAUCUGCAGCUGAAAGAAAAACCGCUAGUGCGAGUACGCAGCCAUUUACCGUUAACCUGAGCAUCGAUCUCUUCAGUUGGACGCUCUUUCUCUUGGCCUUCGGCACGCGUUUCUACAAGCUGGCAACGCCGCCGCACAUCGUAUUCGAUGAACUCCACUACGGCAAGUACAUCUCCAUGUACAUGCGCAACAUUUUCUUCUUCGAUCAACAUCCGCCACUGGGCAAACAGCUGAUCGCCGGACUGGUCAGCCUGGCUGGCUACGAUGGCAAUUACACCUUCAACCGGAUUGGAGAGCCGUAUGCGCCGGAAAUGCCCAUCUUUUGGUUCCGGUUUGUGCCAGCCUUGUGCGGCAGUCUACUGGCUCCCGCCGUUUACAACCUGUUGCUGGAGGCGAAGCUCAGUCGCUGGUCAUCCGCCUUGGGUGGUCUGCUUGUGGUCCUGGACAACUCCUUGCUAACGCAAUCCCGCUUUGUUCUCAUGGAAUCAAUGCUGCUGCUGGCCACCACGGUGGGGAUCGCCUGUCUGCUCCGAUUCCAACGAAGUCGCCUGGGCAGCCUAGAAUGGUUCUUUAGUGGAACGACAGCUGCCAUCUUUUUGGGAGCCGCCGGAACCGUAAAGUACGUUGGAUUCCUGGCACUGGGGCUAGCCUUUUAUCUGCUGUGUCGACACCUGUGGCAACUGCUCUACGACGCCGGACUCACCGAUCGCCAGCUAUGGAUGCAUGCCAUAAGUCGCCUGUUAAUCUUCGUUGGCAUUCCGUUGGCCAUCUACGUGGGAGUCUUCUAUGUCCACUUCAAGACGCUAUACCGGGCUGGACCGCACGAUAGCAUCAUGACUAGCGCGUUUCAGGCCUCGUUGGAUGGAGGACUGGCAUCGAUCACACAAGGACAGCCUUUGGCAGUUGUUCAUGGCUCCCAAAUCACACUGCGCCAUACCCACGGACGCACCUGCUGGCUGCACUCGCAUGCAGCUGUCUAUCCGGUGCGGUACCCGGACAAGAGGGGCUCCUCGCACCAGCAGCAGGUCACCUGUUACUCCUUCAAGGAUGUGAACAACUGGUGGCUGGUCAAGCGACCAACAAAGGAAAACCUGGUUGUGGGAGAUGAGCUGGAUAUCAUUCGGCACGGUGAAAUUAUUCAGUUGGUCCAUGGAAUCACGAGCCGGGCACUGAACUCACACGAUGUGGCUGCGGCAAUGACACCGCAGUGCCAGGAAGUAAGCUGUUACAUAGAUUACGAGAUCAAGAUGGCUGGUGAGCUGCUGUGGCGCGUUGAGAUUCUGAAUCGCGAUUCCGAGGGUGACAUUUGGCAUGCCAUUAAGUCGGAGGUCCGUCUCGUUCACGUGUCCACAGAAGCUUCCUUGAAGUUCACUGGCCGCCAACUUCCCGAAUGGGGUUUUAAUCAGCACGAGGUGGUGGCGGAUCGUGAAAAGGGAAUACACGAAGAUACCAUCUGGAAUGUUGAAGAACAUCGCUAUACACAAACCGAGGACCAUCGGGAGCGAGAGCGCCAGAUGCUAACAGCUGAAAUGAUACCCACAAAGCGGACGCGAAUCUCGUUCUGGGCCAAGUUACUGGAGCUACAGUCCAAGAUGCUGUUCAAAACGAAGUCAGUGCCAAGUCAUAUGUACAGCUCGAUGCCGCACGAGUGGCCGCUGAUGGACAAGGGCAUUGCCUACUGGUUGGAUUCAAAGUCCAGUGCGCAGAUCUAUUUGCUGGGAAACGUACUCAUCUGGUACACAGCCAGCUUGGGAAUACUUGUCUACGCCGGAUUACUCGCCUUCUACGCUAUGCGGCGGCAACGUCUUUGCUUCGACAUUUCGGAACAGGAGUGGCAGCGAUUCGUCAUUGCCGGUGAUACCUUCUUUAUGGGCUACGUGAUGCACUAUCUACCGUACUUCUGUGUGGAUCGUACACUCUUCUUGCACAACUACUUGCCAGCCUUUGUGUUUAAGCUACUUUUAUUGUGCUUUGUUGUGGAGCAUCUGGACUAUCUGCUCAGGCGCUUCUGUACCGGGCGUGGUAUCCACCUCGUGCGCCUGUAUCGCCUCAUGCUAAUCCUCUGGCUAGUGGGCGUGCUGAGCAUUUUCUCAAAGUUUAUACCAUUCAGUUAUGGUGCGACAAAAAUGAGCUUAAAUGAGGUUCGAAAUCUUCGAUGGAAGGAUACCUGGGACUUUGUCCUGCACAAAAACCACCACCUGCACUGAAAAACCAGAUGCCAUCUCCGCGGCCAGAGAGACGUGCAAUGAUGUACUAGUACCGUGUACAAUAGACUAGAAGACUAGCUACAGUUGAACUAAUAGUAAGCCAUAAAUUAUUUGACAUGUAAACAUACUCAUUUACAAGACCAAUAAAUACAAUUAUUUAUUUA